Messenger RNA from Grus americana (Whooping crane), 1337 nucleotides. RefSeq lists its product as uncharacterized. The transcript has 2 exons. The coding region runs from base 180 to 806 and encodes 208 amino acids. NCBI's taxonomy places the organism in Eukaryota, Metazoa, Chordata, Aves, Gruiformes, Gruidae. The record is from RefSeq and is a predicted model, not a curated record.
GGCAGCCGCGGGCACCGGCUGCCGCCCGCCCGCCGCCCGCCGCCAACUUCCCCGCCGCCGCUCGCCGCCGGCCCGCGCCGCUCGGCCAUGCUCAGUCGGUGCCGCCUGCCCAGCCGGGUUCCCGCCGCCCCGUCGCCGCCGCCGCCGCCGCUGCUCCUCCCGGCCCGAACUUGCGACUCAUGAAGGGAGCGGCGGGCAGGGACGGGGCAGCCCCGGCCGCCACUCGCGCGGCCGCAGCACGCAGCUCUGCCCGCACCGGCGGCAGCGCCCGCCGCGCCUCCGACUACCGCCGCCGCCUCCGCCGCCGCCGCCGCCGCCUGACCAUUUGUGCCGGCCCCUCGAGCCCGCGCCCCUCGCCUCGCCGCGCCGCGCCGCGCUCCCUCCGACCGGUUUCCAGGCGCCCCGCAGUCUGCCUUUCACCGGGAGGGAGGAGCCUUGAAACCGACGCCGAACUUUCCUGCAAGAAAAUCCUGUGUGGAAUGAAUCUUCCCAGAAGCACUUGUCCUACAUUUCAAGCACCCCAAACCACAAAACUCAUCAUUAGAAGCAUAAUUCUCUGUGUUCCAAAACACCAGAUCAGUUUAAAACCGUGCCUGAGCACGAAAGCUAAGAUGUGUCGAUGCCUGUCCGCUACUACAGCAAGAAACACCCCCUGCCAUCAAACCAUCAGCAUCCUCCGGUCUUACAUUUGCGGUUUCGGGACUGUAACAAACUUCAUCCUGUGCGUGGCUGCUUUCCUGGUAGUUCUGCUGCUGAAAAUGACCACUCGGCACCAGAAUGAACUCCCAGGGUCGGUCCUUAAGUGAAACUACGGAACUUGUCCCACGGAAGUGAGCAUGGGAACUAGGUUUCCUAACUCCGCCCAGCACCCAAAACCAGGGACUCAGUAGGGAUGCUGCUCUGUAGAUUAUAAUUUCCCUCUGCUUCCAUCCCCUCGCUUGUCUCUCUCCAAAUCAACGGACUGUAAGGUAAUUGCCUCUCCUUUUUGCUUAGGUAAUAACCGCCACUUUUCCUCCCAUCCUUAACAUCCUCUGCAUCAUUAACAUCAUUAACAUCCUCUCUAUUCUACAGCUACCAUCUUCGUCCUUUCAGAGCUGGCUUAAUUAAUAAAUAUCUUAGCAAAAGUUAAGCAAUUGUUCUUAACUGAGAGCUGCAGCUGGUGUUUCUAACCCAAAGAAAAGUUUGUAUGGCCAAAAGUUUGUCUAAUUUUUCCACCUAUAUGUCUUGGCCUAAUAAAAGAUGCUACUUCUUCAUACAACCCUAGUACUGUGUGUGUCUGCCUUGUUCUUGUAAUGAUUCCGUAGGUAUCCACCACAGGUGACUGUUGGAGAGAGGAG